AUGGUCGAGUCCCAUCAAGACACGGACGUCAAGAUGUCCAACACAUCUUCGUGGGUUCACUUGCUGACGGGUGCACCAGUCCUCUCAAGGCACUACCCCAGCCUUGCCAUUCGCAACAGGUCCGCAACCCAAGACAUGGUCGCGGCCGACACCCGCUCCUCGAGCACUGCUGCCACGGACGUCAUCUUGCACGCUGCCGCCAAUGUUGACACUGAUAUGAGACAACUCGUCCGCGAUUUGGCUCACAGCGCUGACCCCGUUGAGCUGGGCUUGACGCAGCUGCGCAUCCAAGACGUCGAGGCAGCCAAGGUCGCCACUGCAGCUGCGAUCUUGAAGCUCCAGGAAGACGCCGGAGCUGCCAAGCAAGAUACCGACACUAUCGCCCAGAACGUCGAGCAUGUUAACUACGAGAACAAUGUUCUUGUGGAGGCACAGCGCAACCAGGAGGGUUGGCACAACAGCGUUCGCCGCAGACACGAGCAACGCCUGGACCGGAUCGAGGGCCUGCUUGACAUCUUGGUGCAGGAGCAUGCCAUGCCCGUUAUUGAGGAAACUCGGGUCUCCAUCAACAAGAAGCUCGAUGAGUUCGAGGAGGCCCAUAAGGCAAAGUGCGCGGCGGAGGACGCGGAGAUUCUGUCUCGCAAGUGAUUGAGGUCACUGGGGAUUACCACUGGGCUUUUUCUUGUGGAAUUGCUGGGUUCUCUAGGGCGCAAGGAGUUUUUAUGUUUCGCGAUACCCGGGG
Molecule: messenger RNA, 742 nt
Organism: Neurospora hispaniola
Lineage: Eukaryota; Fungi; Ascomycota; Sordariomycetes; Sordariales; Sordariaceae
Exons: 3
Coding region: 1-648 (215 amino acids)
Source: RefSeq, a predicted model, not a curated record